UCCAAUUCCAAUGAUAUGUGAAGAGAAAAAUGGGCGGACAUCUCUUGUCUCUCUACCCAGCCACGCAGGCCUCAAGGCUCAAACGCCUCACCUCAAGCAUCCCAUUCUCAACCAUAAGAAGAUUCAAGCAUGGCAGGGAGGGGCAAGGGAUUGAUAAGGAGAGAGCACCGACGACGGCUGAGGAGUUUGAGAGGGUGGCUGAGGAGAAGAGCCGCCAAGGAUUCAGCAGCCAGACGGUGGAGAAGGCGAGCGAUGGCGCUUUAGAGGCUGCCGAGGCUGCCGUCGGCGACUCCAAUCCUCAGGCUGUCAAGGAAGCCUUCAAAGAACCUACUGGCAAAGGUGAUUUCCAUAAGGGAGGCGUCCACCAACGAUGAGCAUUACCUUCUUUUCUUUUCGUUUAGUACUAGUACUAUUUCUUUUUUUUAUUUUUCUAUUUUGUUGUGAAUUGUGGUGAAUGAUGAUGUUGUAAAUUUGGUCCCUCUUUUUACACCCAGUCUUAGUAUAUAAGAAUAACAAACACAUAAAUUUAUAUUA
Molecule: messenger RNA, 534 nt
Organism: Salvia hispanica
Lineage: Eukaryota; Viridiplantae; Streptophyta; Magnoliopsida; Lamiales; Lamiaceae
Source: RefSeq, a predicted model, not a curated record